CGUUAUUAUCAAAACCAACAGGGCUCCAACAGUACCAAGACAAAGAAUAAAAUAAUCUUUGCUCAAGCCGACUUUCGAAAGCAAGACGCACGCCUUCCUCAUCAUACAGCGAGAGUGCUUUUCCUUCUUUUCGCGAGGAGACGCCGCUAGGCACUUGGCCACCUCUUUUGACUUUUUUCCCCUUCUGUUUUUGAUGGGGUGUUGUGCGGCAGAUUUUCUGCUUGGAGUUUCUAUUUCACUGGUGUGUGCUUUUAUGAAGGGUUGACAAUUCGUCAAAGCUUAAUUGUGGACCUGUUGGUGUGAGUGAUUUAUUUGGCUUUGCAAGUGACACGAUUUUUUAAGUAGCUGGAAUGGCUACUUUACCAGGAACAGUACCACGAAUGAUGCGUCCAGCUCCAGGCCAGAACUAUCCCCGAACCGGAUUCCCUUUGGAAGUAUCAACACCACUGGGCCAAGGUCGGGUGAAUCAACUUGGUGGAGUUUUCAUCAAUGGAAGGCCACUACCAAAUCAUAUCCGACACAAGAUAGUAGAGAUGGCUCACCACGGCAUCCGGCCCUGCGUAAUCUCGCGACAGCUGCGAGUCUCCCACGGCUGUGUGUCCAAAAUCCUGUGUCGGUACCAGGAGACGGGUUCGAUACGUCCUGGGGCGAUAGGUGGAAGCAAACCCAGGCAGGUGGCAACGCCGGACGUGGAAAAGAGGAUUGAGGAAUACAAACGCGAAAACCCAGGGAUGUUUAGCUGGGAGAUAAGAGACAAACUUCUGAAGGACGGGGUGUGCGACAGAAGUACGGUUCCUUCAGGUGAGGCCUCAUCCGUGAGCUCUAUUAGCCGGGUAUUGCGCGCACGCUUUGGGAAAAAAGAUGACGAUGAUGAUUGUGAUAAAAAGGAUGAAGACGGCGAGAAGAAAACCAAACAUAGCAUCGAUGGGAUACUUGGUGAUAAAGGUAACCGCACUGACGAGGGCUCGGACGUGGAGUCGGAGCCGGACCUGCCCCUGAAGAGGAAGCAGCGCCGCAGCCGGACCACCUUCACGGCCGAGCAGCUGGAGGAGCUGGAGAAGGCCUUCGAGCGGACACACUACCCCGACAUCUACACCAGGGAGGAGCUGGCCCAGAGGACCAAACUCACAGAGGCACGGGUGCAGGUGUGGUUCAGCAACCGAAGAGCCAGGUGGCGUAAGCAAGCGGGAGCCAAUCAGCUCGCUGCGUUCAACCAUCUCCUGCCAGGUGGCUUCCCCCCCACUGGAAUGCCCACUCUACCCACGUACCAGCUGCCUGAGUCCGGCUACCCCAGUACCACCCUCUCACAAGAUGGCAGCAGCACGUUGCACCGGCCCCAGCCCCUGCCCCCCUCCUCCAUGCACCAGAGUGGGCUCUCAGCAGACGGCAGCUCCGCCUAUGGCCUGUCGUCAGCCAACCGGCACGGCUUCUCCAGCUACUCCGACACCUUCAUGACCCCCUCGGCCUCUGGCAACCACAUGAACCCCGUCAGCAACGGCCUCUCCCCACAGUACAAAGGCAGCUCGGAUGUCGACUCCAGAGAUCCACACUGCUGUCGGCUAUUUUACACUGCCACGGUGGUGCGGUGAACUGAGCUUAAACUCGCCACAGAUAGAGGUG
Molecule: messenger RNA, 1620 nt
Organism: Alosa sapidissima (American shad)
Lineage: Eukaryota; Metazoa; Chordata; Actinopteri; Clupeiformes; Clupeidae
Gene: pax7a
Product: paired box 7a
Exons: 8
Coding region: 351-1589 (412 amino acids)
Biological process (GO): anatomical structure development; regulation of transcription by RNA polymerase II
Molecular function (GO): DNA-binding transcription factor activity, RNA polymerase II-specific; RNA polymerase II cis-regulatory region sequence-specific DNA binding
Source: RefSeq, a predicted model, not a curated record